Messenger RNA from Heterobilharzia americana, 276 nucleotides. The record is from the annotation of a GenBank genome assembly. NCBI's taxonomy places the organism in Eukaryota, Metazoa, Platyhelminthes, Trematoda, Strigeidida, Schistosomatidae.
AUGGGUGAACUUCCAAUAUUUACUUGUCAAGCUCAUGUGUUUACAAUCAAUCCUCAAACAAAGAAAUCAUGGAUCCCUUCAAGCAAUAAAGCAGUUGAUGUUAACUUCUUUUAUGAUUCCAACAAGCACUGCUACCGUAUUAUCAGUGUUGAAGAUUCUUCUGGUUCGAAAAAGGUGAUCAUCAAUAGUACAUUGACAGAGAAGAUGACUUUCAAAAAACUUCCCAAAAAUUUGGACAAUGGGCUGAUUCGAAAACCGGUGGUGUACACGGUUUAG